Oryzias latipes (Japanese medaka) is the source of this 2448-nucleotide messenger RNA. It is a transcript of the gene slc30a4, whose product is annotated as solute carrier family 30 member 4. Gene Ontology annotation, biological process: zinc ion transmembrane transport; response to zinc ion. Gene Ontology annotation, cellular component: plasma membrane. Lineage: Eukaryota; Metazoa; Chordata; Actinopteri; Beloniformes; Adrianichthyidae. The record is from RefSeq and is a predicted model, not a curated record. Gene Ontology annotation, molecular function: zinc ion transmembrane transporter activity.
GUGAACGUUGGGAGCUAAAGCGGCGCCCGGUCUCUGCUGUUUACGCCGCUAUUAUGACCAUGUCCGUUUCUGAAAUGACAGCGGGUUACGGUUUAACUAGCGAACAGUCUUCAUUUGGAAGGAACAACUUGAACUGCGCUUCCUCCAUGGCGCCCCCUGGCCUAUGAAGAUGUGAAUCAUUACCACGACACGACGGCCACUUCAGACGCUGCCUACUAGUGAAGAUGUCAGGUGGGAACCUCUUGAGCAAAGUGCGCUCAGCCUUCAGAAGGGAGCGAAGUGACUGGGACCUGAGCGACACGGCUCCCUUCGACUUCUCCGACGAGCUAGUGGAAGAUGAGACCCCCAAAUUCAACAAGCUGAAGGUGGUGGUCUCCGGGGAGAUGACGGACUAUGCAGCCGGGGCUCCGUCCAACGGAGUGACGGUGAGCACAUUAGUGGCGGACGAUGACGACUCCCUGCUGGAUUCGUCCUCCAACUCGGGCUGUCCGGGCUUGAACAUGGACCCUUGUGACAACUGCACCAAGAAGAGGGAGAGGAUCAAACACAGGAGAGUGAUGAAGAGGCUGGUCAUCGCAGCUCUGCUCUAUUUUUUGUUCAUGACUGGAGAAAUUAUAGGCGGAUAUGUGUCAAACAGUUUAGCCAUAAUGACUGAUGCAGUGCACAUGCUAGCAGAUGUUGUGGGGAUCUUAUUCUCUCUUCUGGCCCUCUGGCUCUCCACUAAACCGCCCACCAAAAGAUUCACAUUCGGUCUGCAUCGACUUGAGGUGGUGUCAGCCGUGCUCAGUGUGGUGCUUAUCUACAUCCUGACUGGUGUUUUACUUUAUGAGGCGGUUCAGAGGACUGUUCACCAAGACUUCAGCAUAGAUGGGGAUGUCAUGCUCAUCACUGCUGCUGUGGGAGUGGCUGUUAAUCUCAUAAUGGGCUUUUUGUUAAACCAAGGCGGCCACCUACACUCGCACAGCCACGGUCACGGCCACUCGCACAGUUCUGCAGCUGCUGCAGGUUCACGGCCGGCUGGGUCUGGUCAGCCUCAUGGGAGCCUGGCUGUGAGGGCUGCCUUCAUCCACGCUUUGGGAGACCUCCUGCAGAGCGUCGGGGUUCUUAUUGCUGCCUAUGUUGUCCGGUUCAAGCCAGAGUUUAAGUUGGCAGACCCCAUCUGUACCUACAUCUUCUCAGUCCUGGUUCUUUUCACCACAAUCCGCAUCAUUCGAGACACAAUAGUCAUUGUGCUGGAAGGUGUGCCCAGACACCUUGACACUCAGCGAAUCAGAGAAGACCUCUUGAAGCUGGAGGAUGUCCAAUCCAUCGAUGAGCUGAACGUGUGGGCACUGACGGCUGACAAGACGGCUGCUAUAGUUCAUCUACAGCUCACACCUUCUAGUGGUCACAGUUGGGAGGACGUUCAGGCGAAGGCCCGCCACCUCCUGCUUCACACCUACGGUCUCAGCAGGUGCACAGUGCAGGUCCAGACACACAGAGAGAGGAUGGUACGCAGCUGCGCCAACUGCCUGCAGCCAAGCGCCUGAGGGGAGAUGUGCGCUCACACGAACGUCAGCAGUUCGUCCCGUGGAGACAGGAAAGCAGAGAACACAAUGCACAGGAGAACCUACAGGCCAAGACGCCGUUUUUUUUGUAAUGGAAAUAACCACAGCAAACUGAUGUAUGUGGAAUAAAGAUUGAACCAUGCAACAGAAGAACAGAUAUAACCGGGGAGUGAGCACAGCCUGCAGGGACUUUAUGCCCUCAUUAUGCUUGAAAAACCCUCGGUGUGUACGUUGAAUGCUUAUUCUGAUUAAAAUCAGACAAUAAUUUUGUCCUUAAUUCACCAUUAACGCCUAUUAAACUUUUUUUUUUAUUAUUAAUAUCAGAAAAUGUUGAAAUGUACAUUUUACUUUGUGUGUAAUAUGUUUUUUCUUAUGUACAAAAGAUUCCUCAUGGGAUUUAUUAUCUGGUCGUUGUCACUGUGAGCUAAUGUUUCUAUGGAUGCUUGUAGUGACUAAUCAUGAGCACAAGGGGGUGUUGCACUUCAUCAAGCACCAUUUCUGUUCGUCAACCAAAGUCUGCCACCAUGCGAGAUUGUACGUGUGUGUGUGGAGGGAGGAGUCAGAAAAAGCUGGUUCAGAUGUUCCUUAAAUUAGUUCAAAGGUUCUGUUUUUACUUUCAUUCUAACAUGACCAUAACUCUGACAAAUGGGUAACUGACGGUUACUGACAAUCAAUCUUACUGAUUUAAAGUGUUUGGAAUGCGAUGUAUUCUAAUUUUUCAUUUCAGAGUUUUUGCAUUUAAUUUGAAACAGGUUGAAACUUGUCAAACUCAGUGUUAAGAACAGAAUUUGUGUUGUCAUAAGCAAGUACUAAAUGUUAGAGAUCAGAACACCCUUAUUUAGCAGAUAUGUAUUACCAAAACAAAUUUAUUUUUGCAAAUUAAAAUUGCUUGGACUUGAAA